Manduca sexta (tobacco hornworm) is the source of this 1962-nucleotide messenger RNA. RefSeq names its product conserved oligomeric Golgi complex subunit 3-like. Gene Ontology annotation, biological process: Golgi organization; intracellular protein transport; intra-Golgi vesicle-mediated transport. NCBI's taxonomy places the organism in Eukaryota, Metazoa, Arthropoda, Insecta, Lepidoptera, Sphingidae. The record is from RefSeq and is a predicted model, not a curated record. Gene Ontology annotation, cellular component: membrane; cis-Golgi network; COG complex.
GAAAAGACAGAAAAUGACACAGAUAACAGUGUUCUGCCUCCGGUGGACAAUACAUAUGAUUUUCUGGAGUGGUAUGAGAGCCUGUGCAGCAAUAACCUGAAGGCGGAUGAUACUCCCUAUGAAGCAUACUACAAACAACUGGAGGACCGGAGGAAUGAAUGUGUUGCAUUGACGGAUAGAAUUGGUGCAACAGUAUCUGAUUUGGAUAAACUAUCGGAACAAUACAACUUUGUAUCAAACAAAACAAACACAUUGCACAUGAUGAGUGAGCAGCUACUGGCUGAUCAAACUAAACUCAGCAAUAUUGGUGAUGACAUUAAACAGAAGCUACAUUACUUCACACAAGUGGAGCAUUUGUCACAGCGUCUCAACAGCCCCACCAUGUCUGUGAACAGUGACGCUUUCUUCACAGUUUUGGCUAAAAUUGACGAAUGCCUUGAUUACAUGAAAGCCAAUAGCGGUUACAAAGAAUCCCACACUUACCUAGUGAAGUACAGGCACUUGCAAAGCCGCGCCAUCGCUCUGAUACGUUCUUACGUGACGCACGUGUUGAACCAUGCCACCGAACAGAUACUGACGUCUAAGGAAGACGACCCUAACGACCAGGAGUCCAUGGACACCGCGUAUGCCGUAUACUUCGGCAAGUUCCAGGCGGCGGCACCUAAGCUUAGGAAAGUUAUCAGUGAGAUAGAGAACCGAGCUGACACUAAUGCUGACUAUGAGUCUCUGCUGUCGGACAUCCAGCGCGAGUACGUGUCGCGGCGCGCUCGAUUCGCGGGCGCGGCCACGGCGGGCGCGGUGCGCGGUGCGGCGAGUGGUGCGAGUGGCGCGAGUGGCGCGAGUGGCGCGAGUGGCGCGAGUGGUGGCGGCGCGUGGCGCGCGAGUGACGCGUGCGGGUGCGUGCGCGCCGCGUGCUCGGUGGUGUCGCACGCGUGUCGCGACGAGCACACGCUCUACCUGCACUUCUUCAGAGAACCCUCACCGGCACUUGAAGAAUAUCUGCAAUCUCUAUGCAACAGUUUAUAUGAAACGCUGAGACCUCAAAUAAUACACAUUAACCACCUGGAGACACUCGCUGAGCUGUGCAUCAUAUUACGAGUGGAAGUUAUUGAAGAACAAGUCAACAACGACCCGGCGCGGCUGCGCGCGGUGGGCGCGGCGGCGCGCGCGCUGGCGCAGGACGCGCAGGAGCGCCUCGUGUUCCGCGCGCACGUGCAGCUGCGCGCCGACGUGCUGCGCUACCGCCCCGCGCGCGGCGACCUCGCCUACCCGCACAAGCUGCACAUGAUGGAGCAAAUCGCUUUAUCUAUACAAGAAGCCUCUCUGAAGCGGAGCGACUCACGCAACUCUAUGAUAUCAGACAUCUCGGCGACGUCGCAGGAAGUCGCCAACAUCAACGUGGAGGCCCAGAGACGACCACAAGCCUCGCCUGCCGACCUCCAUGGCAUGUGGUACCCGACCGUACGCAGAACUCUCGCAGCGCUUUCGAGGCUCUACCGCUGCUUAGAAAAGAGAGUCUUCCAAGGCCUCGCCCAAGAAGCAAUUUCAUUAUGCGUCCAAAGUAUAGACGACGCAGCAAAGCAGAUUUCGGAAAACACCACCAACAUAGAUGGAGAGCUAUUCCAGAUCAAACAUCUUUUAAUCCUACGAGAGCAAAUCGCCCCAUUCCAAGUCGAUUUUGUGGUGAAAGAAACCAGUUUGGACUUUAGCAAUAUGAAGAACGCAGCAUACGGCCUGAUCCAGAAGCCCCGACAGAUCUUCUCCCUGAACUCUAAUAACGCCUUGCUAGAGUUCCUGUUGGAAGGCACGCCGAUGGUGAGGGAACAUCUUCUGGACUCGCGCAAGGAGGUCGACAGGCAGCUGAAGAGUUGCUGCGAGAGUUUCAUAAAAAACGCUACGGAAAUAUUAGUUGGGCCUAUGAUUAGUUUUAUUGAAAAGGUGUGUAUUAUUCUGCUUGUCUAA